AAUACAUCAAUCAUUAUCAAUUGAAUAUAAACAUGAGCGCCCCAAUAGUUCUUGAUCAAGGUACCGGGUUUGUCAAGAUUGGUCGGGCCGGCACCAAUUUCCCAGACCAUACCUUCCCAUCUAUGGUUGGGCGUCCUAUUUUACGAGCAGAAGAACGAAAUGUGCUCAUUCCCGCUGACGUUGAGAUUAAGGAUAUAAUGUGUGGUCUGGAAGCUAGUGAAGUUAGAUCACUCCUUGAAAUAAACUACCCCAUGGAAAACGGUAUCAUUAAGAAUUGGGAAGAUAUGGAGCAUUUAUGGGAUUAUGCGUUUUACGAACGAAUGAAGAUCAACCCUGAAGGUCAAAAAAUCUUGCUUACAGAACCACCAAUGAAUCCCUUGAAGAAUAGAGAAACCAUGUGUGAAGUUAUGUUUGAAAAAUACCAUUUUGGAGGUGUUUACGUGGCUAUUCAGGCAGUGUUGGCAUUGUAUGCCCAGGGUUUGAGUUCUGGGGUGGUUGUUGAUUCUGGAGAUGGUGUCACUCACAUUGUUCCAGUUUAUGAAUCGGUAGUGUUGAACCACUUGACGAGAAGAUUGGAUGUUGCCGGUCGUGAUGUGACCCGUCAUUUGAUCAACUUACUCUUCCGUAGAGGUUAUGCAUUCAAUAGAACUGCCGAUUUCGAAACCGUGCGUCAAAUCAAGGAAAAGUUAUGUUAUGUGUCAUACGAUUUACAACUUGAUGCUAAACUUGCUACUGAAACCACUGCUCUUGUUGAAUCUUAUGAAUUACCCGAUGGUCGUGUGAUCAAAGUCGGCUCAGAAAGAUUCGAAGCUCCUGAAUGUCUUUUCCAACCACAUUUAGUCGAUGUUGAACAACCAGGUGUGGGUGAAACCCUUUUCAAUAUGAUUCAAUCGGCUGAUGUCGAUAUUAGAUCGACUUUAUUUAAGGCAAUUGUGUUGUCGGGUGGUUCGUCAAUGUAUCCUGGUCUUCCUUCAAGAUUGGAAAAGGAAUUGAAACAGUUGUGGUUAACUAGAGUAUUGCAUGGUGAUGCUACCAGAUUGGACAAAUUUAAAGUAAGAAUUGAAGAUCCUCCAAGAAGGAAACAUAUGGUGUUUAUUGGUGGGGCUGUUUUGGCCAAUAUUAUGGCUGAUAAGGAUCAUAUGUGGAUUUCGAAACAAGAAUGGGAAGAACAAGGAUCUAGAGUGUUGGAGAAGUUGGGUCCAAGGUAAGUCAGCAGUAUAAGAAUGAAUGAGAUCUAAUUAAACUUUUUUUUUUUGUAUAAAAAUUAGACUAGCAAUGAAUAAAAUGUAUAAAUUUGC
Spathaspora passalidarum NRRL Y-27907 is the source of this 1298-nucleotide messenger RNA. It is a transcript of the gene ARP2, whose product is annotated as actin-related protein 2. Gene Ontology annotation, molecular function: actin filament binding. Bases 33 to 1208 code for a protein of 391 amino acids. Gene Ontology annotation, biological process: Arp2/3 complex-mediated actin nucleation. Gene Ontology annotation, cellular component: Arp2/3 protein complex; actin cortical patch. The record is from RefSeq and is a predicted model, not a curated record. NCBI's taxonomy places the organism in Eukaryota, Fungi, Ascomycota, Pichiomycetes, Serinales, Debaryomycetaceae. The transcript has 2 exons.